ACGUGAUCUAGUCAGUUGACAGGGCAAAACACGGCAGUGGAGCAGAACGACGGGCGACAUGGACCACCACCGGAUCGACAGAGUGGGCCUGCUGUCUCCCCUGGAGGAGUCCAGCGCUGAGAUCAGCAGGGACAGCGGCAUCGUGUCCCAGAGUGCCAGCAGUCUGUCUAUGGUGAGCGAAAUCCUCAGCAGCGGCACCGUGUCGCAGAGCCCCAGCUUCGGAGCCGCGGCUAACGUUAUCCCCCAGAGCCCGAGCCUCAACGAAGUCGCGGAGCCCGGGACGACCGAGCAGCUCGACCCGGAGGAGGACGACGAAGUCCUGAGACACACAGCCUUCGGUUACUCCUCCUACAUCAGGGCGACCGCCGGAGGCGAGAUCUUGUGCUUGGAGAAGAGCUUAGAAGAAAUGCUGACAAGAGUAGAUGAGUUUGUUGGAAUGCUGGAUAUGAUCCGUAACGACACGUCCCAGAUAGUGAAUGAAAACCUACCUCAAAUCCAGCAGAAGUCUGAUGAGAUGAGACAAAUAUAUAGAAGAAUUGAUAAGUUAGAGGCCUUUGUGAAGAUGGUGGGAGCUAAUGUCAGCACAAUGGAGGAGCAGGUCACGCAGGCAGAGGGAGAACUUGGAACACUACCGAGUGCUUUCAAGAAGAUCCUCCGUACAAUGAGUGUUCCAGGAUUCUUAAAUCAGAAACCGGCCAGCCCAAGAAGACCAGCACCGCAUCAGCGUCAAGAGAUACCCAGCGUGUUCCGGACAGAUGAUUAUUUCACAUCGCAGCAGGAACAGUGACACACUAGAACACUGAAAACAAUUUGGAUCUAACCUCAGAGGCCUGUUGGGUGAAGCUGUACAGACAACUUUUACUGCCAUCCUUUCGCAAGAGGAUCUGUUGGUGCAGUGGCCUCAACGAAGCAAUAGUAGCCUUUCUGAACAAGUCACUGGAAGUCGGGUGCUUUGAGACAUUUUUUGGGGGUGUCGUUUUCCUGGCAGCAACAAGCACCGAACUGUAGCAAAAUGAUUUUAAAAGUGCCUAAAUGGGUCUUUCUGUCAAUUUUGUUUUCACCUGUUGUGAAGAAAACUAUGUCAGAUGUUAGAUUAGUGACCAGUCAGGAGGACAGAGUCAUCUCCCUUUUGCCAAUAGGACACUGUAAAGAAGGUACGAUAUGAGAAGCUGUAAAGAUCUUUAGAUGUAAUACAUGAAGACUUAUCCCAGCUCUUUUUAUGAAUUACAUUCCUGUUGGUGUUUGUAAAGACCUGCACGCUGUUAUGACCUGAUCUGUAUUUCUGUAUCUCUCAUCACUGUCCCCAAGCAAUAUUGACCUUAUCCAGCUAAGCAUUUAAUGUCUUCCAUUUCAAAAUAUCCACUUUAUUUCUAGCCUUAUCUCACUGGCUUUGGAUGACAGUCACCUCACUGACAUGGGGCUAAACCUUCAAUAGCACCGUUUAGAGAAAAAAAGCACACUAUAGAGGAGAUGUUUUAGUUUCACAAACCACACUAUCUUACGAAUAAGAGGCUUUGCGCCAGGGAUGAAGCUGUGAUAUAGUUUUUAAACAAUAACUGGAGCAACCUUGGAUCUCAUCCUUGGGAGAAAACUGUACUUUACAGAUGAUGUAACAUGGCUCUCACCCUUCCAACAAGGUUUAGUCAAUAUGGUUGCAGCUAUGAUUGAUUAUUUGAUUAUUUGCCAAAAUAGUUGUUAAAGAUAUUUCAUUGACAUGUUAACUUUGUUUUACAUUUUUAAAGUAAUCAUUAAAAUUUAUUUGAGACAA
Molecule: messenger RNA, 1768 nt
Organism: Amphiprion ocellaris (clown anemonefish)
Lineage: Eukaryota; Metazoa; Chordata; Actinopteri; Pomacentridae
Gene: bloc1s4
Product: biogenesis of lysosomal organelles complex-1, subunit 4, cappuccino
Exons: 5
Coding region: 59-787 (242 amino acids)
Cellular component (GO): BLOC-1 complex
Source: RefSeq, a predicted model, not a curated record